AUGGCGUUUAUUAAAGAGGAGAGAGAAGACAUGAAGAUUGAAGAAACAUUCAGAGUCAAACAUGAAGAUACUGAGGAACAAACAGAUCUGAAAGAAGAGAGUGAAGAACUGAAUGAAAUACAAGACAAAGAUCAGUUUAAGAAACAUGAUUUCGUAACUGGACAAAAAUCAUAUAGUUGCUCACAGAUUGCAAAGACUUUGACACGAAAAAGGGCUCAAAAUACUCAAACUAGAUGUCAUUUCACCUGCCAACAAUAUGAAAAGAGUUUUGAUCAACGUGGAAAACUUCAAGUCCACAUGAGAAUUCUCACCGGAGAGAAGCCUUACUCCUGCAAACUGUGUGGAAAUAGUUUCCCUAUAAAGGGAAACCUUAAAAGGCACAUGAUAGUUCACACUGGAGAGAAGCCUUUCACCUGCCCUCAAUGUGGAAAGAAUUUUACACAUAAAAACACUCUUAAUGACCACAUAAGAAUUCACACUGGAGAGAAGCCUUUCACCUGCCAACAGUGUGGAAAGAGUUUCAUUCAAAAAAGAUACCUUAAAAACCACAUGACAAUUCACACGGGAGAGAAGCCUUUCACAUGCCCUCAGUGUGGAAACAGUUUUACUCCACAAGGAAACUUUAAAAGGCACAUGAGGAUUCACACUGGAGAGAAGCCGUUCACAUGUUUUCAGUGUGGAAUCAGUUUCACUCAGCAAAGAAGCUUAAACAAGCAUAUGACAAUUCACACCAGAGAGAAGCCUUUCACCUGCCAACAGUGUGGAAAUAGUUUCAAUGAAAAAGGAAUCCUUAAAACACACAUGAGGAUUCACACCGACCUGAAAGAAGAGCGUGAAGAACUGAAUAAAAUGCAAGAUAAGGAUCAAUAUAAGAAACAUCAUUUCAUGCCCGGACAAAAAUUAUUUAGUUGCUCACAGAAGGCAAAGACUUCUUCACAAAAAAGAGUUCAGAAGGCCAGAUCUAGAAGUAAUUUCACCUGCCAAGAGUGUGGAAAGAGUUUUGACCAUCAAGGAAAACUGAAAGUCCACAAGAGAAUUCACACGGGAGAAAAGCCUUACAGCUGCCAACAGUGUGGAAAGAGUUUCAAUGAACAUGGAAACCUUAAAGUCCACAUGAGGAUUCACACCGAGGAGAAGCCUUACACCUGCCUUCAAUGUGGAAAGAGUUUUUCUCAUAAAAGCGCUUUGAAUGUCCACAUGACAGUUCACACUGGAGAGAAGCCUUACACCUGCAAACUGUGUGGAAAUAGUUUCCCUAAACAGGGAAACCUUAAAAGGCACAUGGUAGUUCACACUGGAGAGAAGCCUUACACCUGCCCUCAGUGUGGAAAGAGUUUUACUCAACAAGGAAACUUUAACAGGCACAAGAGAGUUCACACUGGAGAGAAACCGUUCACAUGUGUUCAGUGUGGAAACAGUUUCACACGACAAACAAGCUUUAACAGGCACCUGAGAAUUCACACCAGAGAGAAGCGUUAAACCUGCGAACUGUGUGGAAGAAGUUCACGACAAAACUCAACCUUAGCUAUCACAUGAACAGUCACACUAGUGAGAAGCUGUUUACAUGUGAUCAGUGGAAAGAGCUUCAGACAUAAAGCGACCCUUAAUAAUCACGAGGCUUCAUGCUGGAGAGAGACCUUUCAUGUGUCUUCAGUGAGAAAUGUGUUUCAUAUAUCAAAAAGACCUCAAACAUCAUUGUGGCAAACAGUGCAGGGGCCGAGAGCUGUGGGAACGGAGCGAGUUUCAUGGAAGGAGAUCCGGAAGGAUAGGAGGCGGCGUGAUGACAAUCCAUGACGAGAGAGGACAGGCCUGGACUUUGUUGUGCUUUAUUACGUUUUUAUGUGGCGGUCGUCCGUGAGGGGCUGAAUCAGACACUGAAGACUUAAUCAGAAUUGUGUCAAAACAGCGCAAAGAACCAAAACAACCAAAAAGGCCCUGAGUCUCACACUGGGCGACCAUAAAACUGAGACCUGUCAGUUGGCACCACAAAGCCUGAGCUAACUAGUUACUCCUCUAUGGACGACUGAAUAAACUAACUCCUAAAAGAACUCCUCCAGCGUUGUCAACUUUAUGCAGUUAACCCAAGAUAAAUGGGUGUGGAGACACGCAUUCUGAAUCUCACAGGGAAAAUUAUAAGGCAAAAGUGGGAUUUCCCUCAGUCUAGAUAAAGAGCUAAAGCCAGACUACCUUUGACCUUUUCCUUCCUUGCAUGACUGGAAUCCGUGUCUCUUACUUUGUCUUUGCCCGCCUCAAACUUUGACCAGCCUGCAGGACUCCACUU
Sinocyclocheilus grahami is the source of this 2281-nucleotide messenger RNA. Its product is annotated as gastrula zinc finger protein XlCGF26.1-like. The record is from RefSeq and is a predicted model, not a curated record. The transcript is spliced from 3 exons. Gene Ontology annotation, cellular component: nucleus. Bases 1 to 1479 code for a protein of 492 amino acids. NCBI's taxonomy places the organism in Eukaryota, Metazoa, Chordata, Actinopteri, Cypriniformes, Cyprinidae. Gene Ontology annotation, biological process: regulation of transcription by RNA polymerase II; embryo development. Gene Ontology annotation, molecular function: DNA-binding transcription factor activity, RNA polymerase II-specific; RNA polymerase II transcription regulatory region sequence-specific DNA binding.